This is a messenger RNA of Cuscuta campestris, 952 nucleotides long. The record is from the annotation of a GenBank genome assembly. NCBI's taxonomy places the organism in Eukaryota, Viridiplantae, Streptophyta, Magnoliopsida, Solanales, Convolvulaceae.
CACAUUCUUGAAAACAACUCUAUUCACCACCCCUCUAGAGUUGCACAUUUGUCUAACAAUUGGUAUCGGAGCAGGAAGUUCUUCUAAUACGCUAUUUUUUAGGAACUAAAAGAUCAAAUGGCAUCAAGAAUGUUCAACGCGGGAGUGACCGAGGGACAAUCAACCACGAGGCCACCGUUGUUCGAUGGAACAAACUACUCGUAUUGGAAGGAGAGGAUGAGAAUCUUUAUCCAAUCAAACGACUACAAGCUGUGGUUGAUUGUGAAGAACGGCUGUGGAGUCCCUAUGAAGAAAUUCGGUGAAGUCAACGUCCCCAAAACCGAAGAGGAGUUCACCGACGAAGAUUGCAAAAAGAUGGAGCUCAACGCAAAGGCAAUAAACAUGAUUUAUUGCGGUGUUAAUGCGGAUGACUACCGCAAAAUCUCGCAGUGUGAAACCACAAAACAAAUGUGGGAGAAAUUGGAGGUCACCUACGAAGGAACCGCGCAGGUUCGGGAGGCCAAAAUCGACCAUCUCACUCACGAGUAUGAACUCUUUUCAAUGAAGGAAAAUGAGAAGAUUGAGGAAAUGUUUGAGAGGUUCUCUAACAUCAUCAAUCCUCUCAAUCUUCUCGGGAAGACAUACACCGACCGAGAGCUCGUGAGAAAGGUGCUGCGAAGCCUAUCCCCCAAAUUUCGUUCAAAGGUGGACGCAAUCGAAGAAGGUCGUGACUUCCAAACAACGACCUAUGAUGCUCUUCAAGGUAAUCUUAUUACCUACGAAACCACCCAAUUCUCAAAGGUGGUUGAAGAGAGGAACAAGAGUUCCAUUGCUCUACCCGCAACAACAUCAACCCACAACAACAUUAAUGAUGAAGAUGAUGACAGCGACGACACCGACCUCUGACUCUUUAAGAUUUGGUAAGAAUGUUCAAAAAGGCUUCCAAAGAAAACAAUGAAAUAAAGGUAACCGU